Molecule: messenger RNA, 1720 nt
Organism: Jaculus jaculus (lesser Egyptian jerboa)
Lineage: Eukaryota; Metazoa; Chordata; Mammalia; Rodentia; Dipodidae
Gene: Phf7
Product: PHD finger protein 7
Cellular component (GO): nucleus
Source: RefSeq, a predicted model, not a curated record
GACCGAACACGUUAAUUUUUUUAUUUUUCGUUUUCCCAGCAAGCAUUUUAGCCAACACGCCUUAGCGUUCCGAGGGAGCAUCCGCCGGGUUUUAGAAAGUCACGGGCUGAGCAGCUUGCACUGGCCACGUCCCCUCCUCAAAUGGUUUGAAGAUCGUCGCCUCUUGUAAGCACCAGUGUGCACAGAAUCCCAAUCAAGGGACGUCGUGGUCCAGCGAUGCAAAGAACUGAAGUCCCAAGGAAGAGCCUGUAUUGUCCUCACCAUAGAACAGAAGAAUUCUAGCUAGAAAAGACAGACAGCAGCAAAUGAAGACGAUAAAAGAAAAGAAGAAAAGACACCCAAGAUUGAGAAAAUGUGCCAGGACUAAAAGGGAAACCCAGAGGAAGCCAACAGGGCCUGUUUGCCAACUAUGCCUUCAAGAACCUGGGGAUCCUGAAAAGCUAGGAGACUUUCUUCAGAAACACAAUAUCAGUGUGCAUUAUUUCUGUCUUAUCCUAUCUAGCAAGCUGCCUCAGAGGGGCCAAUCCAACAAGGGUUUCCAUGGAUUCCUACCAGAAGACAUCAAAAAGGAGGCAACCCGGGCUUCUAAAAAGAACUGCUUUGUGUGCAAGAAAAGGGGAGCUGCUAUCAAGUGCCAGGAGGAUCAUUGCGUCAGAAACUUCCAUCUGCCUUGUGGCCAAGAAAGGGGUUGCCUUUCACAGUUUUUUGGAGAGUAUAAAUCAUUUUGUGAAAAACAUCGCCCAACACAGGACAUCCAGCAGAGGAAUGUGAGGGAGAAAAGCUGCAUCCUGUGUUGUGAAGAUUUAUCCCAAGCGAGUGUUGAGAAUAUCCAGAGCCCAUGUUGUAGUCAAGCUGUCUACCACCGCAAGUGCAUCCAGAAAUAUGCCCACACGUCAGCAAAGCAUUUCUUCAAGUGUCCCCAGUGUAACAACAGAGAAGAGUUUCCUAAAGAAAUGCUAAGAAUGGGAAUUCAUAUUCCAGACAGAGAUGCUGCCUGGGAACUCGAGCCAGGGGCUUUCUCAGAGUUGUAUCAGCGCUAUCAGCAUUGUGACGCUUCCACUUGCCUGUAUGAACAAGGCAGAGACAGCUUUGAAGAUGAAGGGAGGUGGCGACUUAUUCUCUGUGCUACAUGCGGGUCCCGUGGAACCCAUAGGGACUGCUCCUCUCUUAGAUCAAACAGCAAGAAAUGGGAGUGUGAGGAGUGUACGCCUGCUUCAACCACAGAUCCCAUCCCUGAAAAUUCAAGUGACAGCCCCUGUUCCAGCACCUUCUACCCCCAGGAGCAUUUCUGCAGGACCACCAGCAUGGAAGAAAAUCCAAGAUCUUGGACUGAUUGUCCAGGGCCUUCCCUAUUAGAAAAACCAGAGUCCUCUGGUGGCCAGAUGGGCCACUUAUGGUAGUCCUUGGGAGUCAGACUCAGCAGGAGCUGCAGGAAAUCCAAGCAAUGCCCAACCCAAGGGGGUGAAAUGGUGCUUUGGGAAGAUAGCGCUUUGGGACAGUGACACAAGGAAAGAGCCAGCAGGGAGACUGCAAGCCAAGUAAGUCUCAGGGAAGGGUGAGAGCCACGGAGUCCACACGCCCACAACCCAGCAUAAGGGCACCUCUGCGCUUUCUCCUCCGUUCUCUCUUCCACCAAGACUCUUCCACCUUCCAUCUGGUUCUCAUAUGUCUCUUCUUACUUCACUCAUUUUGUACUUUGCAAAUAAAGACUUUCUCUCCA